AUGAGCAGGAAGGGACAUCAAGGAGCAGAAAGGGGCAGCAAGGAGCUGGAAGGGACAGCAAGGAGCACAAAAGGUAAAGUAGGAGAAGGAGCACAAAGGAACAGAAAUGAACAGGAAGGGUCAGCAAGGAGCUGGAAGGUAAAGCAGCACAGAGGGUCAGAAAUGAGCUGGAAGGGGCAGAAGGAGCACAAACAUAAAGUAGGAGAAUGAGCAGGAAGGGCCUGCAAGGAGCAGCAAGGAGCACAAAGGUAAAGUAGAAAAGGGAGCAGAAAGGGUCUGCAAGGAGCAGAAAGGGACCAGAAUGAGAAAGGAGCAGAAGGGCGCAAAAUAAGCAGAAAGGUAAAAGAGCAGAAGGGGCCAAGGAUAGAAAACAGUGUCAGAAGAAAAAAAAAGACUGUCAAAUGAAGGAGAGGAAAAGGAGAUUGGAGUAGGAAGGACAAAUGAAGUGAACCCUCCACUUUAUUCUGGACACCACAUCAUAAGGCUUUGGUACCUGGGCCAGGCUCCAAAGGUAAAAAAAUAUCGGUGUUAAUGUGUUCACUUUUAUUUACUGAGUGUCAGGAAGCACAGAGUGCCGUUGGGUAGGGGUGUUGCUGAUUGGCUAGAGCGGUCAGCUGGCACUCUAAGCCAAUCAGUAGCUCCCCAUUCAUAAAAAAGUAAAAAUAUUUUAUGAACCAGGAACUAGCGAUUGGCUUAGAGCGUCAACUGUCCACUCUAGCCAAUCAGCACCCAUGCCUGAUGUCAAUCUGCACUUCCUGACACUCUGUUUCAGAAGCCAAAUACCACUGAGCGACCUGGAGCUGGAGGAAGCCUUUGGGGUUAAACCAUUUGAGAGCGAUUUAACCCCUUAAAGGAAAGCAAGCACCCAGGGGCUUCCUGGCAUCAUAGCAUUUUCAUUUAGGUGAAGUUGUUAUGGUGACCAGAAUGGUCCUUCAAUUUGCUUAAAGGAACACUAUAGUGUCAGAAAUACAAACAUAUAUUCCUGACACCAUAGUUGUGAAAACGCUAUUCACCCUGGCUUUAUGUGAUAAUGGCUGUGCCCCUUCCCUUUCAUGACACUGUCAAAAAGGUACCAAGCAUGGAUGUCAUUACAAUUAUGCCCCCCCCCUGGAAAAAUUCCUGCGGACGCCCAUGGCUAAGACUGUCUCUAGUGGCUGUUAAUCAGACAGCCACUAGAGGCCUUUCCGGGUGGUUAGGCAAAUUUUUGCUUUGCAUGAGGACAUCCAGCGUCAGUAAAUUCCCCAAAGGAAAGGGGGGGGGGGUCUAAUGUGCUCACGGCAUUUGCUGUGCAUGCACAUAAGCGCGCCCCCACCCCCCUUUCGGGUGACACUGCAGGGCACGGUGUGCUGACAGCACCGAGUGACAUUGGCGCUGGAAUCAGUUAAGUACAGUAGGGGUAUUUUAUCCCUUAGUUAACUGAGAGAGCGAGCAGAGGGCGUGCAGGGGGCUAUAGUGCAAGGAAUACAGAUUUGUAUUACUAGCAGUAGAGUAUCCCUUUAAUGUUACAGUUACGGUUAAUUUUAGAUUUAGAAUAGAAACUAUUUAAGAAUUUAGAAUUAAGGCCAGGGUUGUGUUUAGGAAACCAGAUUUAAUAAUUUAAAAUUAGGAGGCCAACUGCAAUAGUUUAGGUAUGGGCUUAUAGUAAGAUUAUAGUAAAGUCAAUUAAGAAUAGCUUUGGCUAGAUAAACCGUACCAUAAAAACUAAAACGACACUUAAAAAUGUUAAGUAUAGCCAUUACUGCAGUAACCCUUACCUUUACAAUUUAGAGAAAUAAUGAUGCCAAAUUUUGAUUUAGCAUUACACUGACUCAAAAGAAACACACAAAUUUCAAUGUUAUUUUAUAUUAGAUUUGAUUGAUAUAUUUUGCGUAUUUCAGCGGGUUAGCUAUAAUAUAAUGCAUUAAAAAUGGUCAGUUCCUGCCUGAAAGGUCACAUGCUCAGGUGAUAAGUCUACCAUGGCAUAUCCUGGAUAUAUUAGUAACGAUUUGAUAUUCUGUCCUGGCAUGACCCUUUAAACUAGUGCCUUGUUAAGAAUAAAAAUGCACAGGUUGAAGAAUCUAUAAGUAUGAGGUCUCAUAGCUUACACCCACAGACCUUUCAAUCUAUAACUUAUGUGUGUAUGUCACAGCCUUUUCUCAGUCUGCUUUUUCCCCAAACCGCAGGUUUUCUUACUCUCUUGUCAGACUGGUAACAGCAGGCACUGGUUGCAGUAAUUGGGUCUGAUGUGUCAUAGGGAAUUAAAAAGGUCAUAGAACUCACAGACAUCUUUUUAAUUCUCCUUCUUAAUUCUCAAGUAUUCUCUACAACGGAAACUAUGAAAAUGUAGCACCCUUACAUUUAGUAAAACUUUGUGGAGACGAUGAACUGUGUUUUGGUGGUGACUUAAUAAUAAUAAUAAUUAUAAAUAGAACAUAAUUCUAUGACAAUUUGGGCCAUGAUGCUUUAAGGCAUCAGAGGUUUUAUACGUUUUUACUUUAUAUUUAUAUAGUGCAUACACCGAGCAAGACCUUUUUCUAUGUCCCACUAUAUGAUAAGCUGUACUAUAUUCUACCACUACCAUCUUCUACUUCUACAACAUACGUACAACAAUAGAACUCUUUCUAGGUUAUUUACUAAAGUAAGAAUUGAAAGUGAGUUGAAAGUUAAAAAAAAAAAAAAAAAAGCCGAAUGGAAAACCCCCUGCAAGCCAGCUGUGCUUUCAGUUCAGGUACUCUGACCUUAAAUGGGAAGUUCAUUUUGAAUUCACUUUCAGUUUUCCCUUUAGUGCAGAGGUUAGGCAACUUUCGGCAUUGCAGAUAUUGUAGACCACAUCUCCCAUAAUGCUCUUAAAGCCAUAUUGCUGGCAAAGCAUCGGGGGAGAUGCAAUCCACAACAUCUGGAGUGCCCGAGGUUGCCUUCCUUAGUGAAUAACCCUGUGAAUGUUUCCGGAGGAAGACAUUUUUAUUUGUUCAGAAAGUAGAACUUGCUCCAAAAAUAUAAAAAAUGUUCUUUACCUAUUAUUAAACAGAAAAUAUCAUAUGAGAAAAAAAUUCUCCUUUAACCCCUACACGCCAUUAGGGGGCACUAUGCCGCCCUGCAUUUAGUGAGCUUAAAUGCUGUUUGGGCAGCAUAGUACGCCCUAACAAUCUUGCACUCCCUGGCCACCAUUUAGGGUAGUCCCGCUGCUUCCUUUUCGACCCUCCAGGACCAUGUGAUCGCGACAGACAUCGCAAUCACAUGGCCACAAAGCAGUCUAUGAGACUGCCUGCAGGGGGACUGCCUGAGUGUUCAGGCAGUCCCCUUAGUGCAGACUUCCCCAAACUCUGGCCCUCCAGAUGCUGCUGAACUACAACUCCCAUGAUACACACAUACAUACAUACUAACAGACACACAGACAUAUACAGACACACAGACAUACAGAGUGACACACAGACACAUACUAACAUACAUUCAGACACACACACGCACGCAUAAGGAAAUACAUACACACACAUACAUUCAUACUGACAUACAUACAGAGAGACAGGUUUAUACAUACACAUACUGACAUACAUACACAUACAUACAGAUACAUGCAUUCUGACAUACAUACAUACAUACUAAAAUACAGACAGUUACAUACAUACUGACAUAGAUACACAUACAUAUAUACACAUACAUAUGUACAGAUACAGACAGACCGACAUACACAUACAUACAGACAUACAUACAGAUACAUACAUUUACACAGACAGACAUACAUACAUAUACUGACAUACAGACAUCCACAUUUUCAAUAAUCAACCAUCUAAACUACUCCAAAAUGGAACAUGGAAACAGCGUAAAACUUCAAAGUUAGAAAAAAACUGAAUGGCUGCGUCUCAAAUGUGUCCUUUCAACAUCCACAUAUACCUGGCAAAGGUACAUGCGGGGGGUAUUGCUGUACUCAGACGACAUAGCUGAGUAACAUAUGUAGUAUUACAGUCGUAGCACACAUAAGGUUUGCAAAAUAUACUGUGCAAACUCACUUUGUGUGUCAAAAAGGCAGAAAAAAUGCUUAUUACCACUACACUUGGUACAAGCUAACGGGAAAAUUAUCUCAAGCUAAGGUUCAAAAUAUGCCUUUUGAAAUACUCUGGGAUGUCUUCUUUAAGAAAUGGUAUGCCUUUAUGGUGUAGUUGUAAUAUGUAGCAUGCUCAAGUGCUCCAAAGUGGGACAUGGACGCAUCAAAACCCUCCAUGAAAAUUCUUAAAAACCUGAACGUGUCACGUCUCUUUUACAGCACUGUAACUUCUCAAAAUAGUGUCUAGGUCAUACAUUGGGCAUAGUGUUUUACUUAGAAGGUGUAACUGAGUAUAUUUGGGGAUUUUUAUGACAGCGGUACAUAUUAAGUGCAAGAAAUACUCAGCAAAAAUGCAACAUAUAUGUAAAAAUGCUAUUCCCCCCUCCCCCCCCCCACCACCACAAACACUGACAUAAAAUGGUGACAAGUUAAGGCACAAUAUACACCAUAUAAGAUACCCCGGGGUAUCUGCUUUAUCAAAUGAAAGCCCUUUGUGGGGUUAUUUGAACAGUCACACUGCUAGAAUACCCAAAAAGGAGACAUAGGUCCGUCAAAUCCAUCUACAAAAAUUCUAACUAUAGAAACUGGAAUAGUCUUGUCUCCUAUAUGGCACUGUAGCUUUACAGAAAAGUGCCAAAGGGGUAUCGUUAUACUCAGCAGAUGUAGCUCAACACAAUAUGGGAUUCUGUGCAGUAAUAGCAAACACCAGUUUUACAAAAUACACAUUACAAAAACCUUGUUAUAUGUGUAUAUGCCAAAAUAAAGAAAAAACACAAUUUUACUCCAAUAUUUAGCAGAGAUUGGCGAUGAAAUUACUAAGUAAAAAGUGUCAAACUAACCUUAGGUAAAUAGCAUGUGAUGUCUACUUUAUUUAAAUAUAUACUUUUGUGUGACAAUUUUGUUUUCUGUGAUGGCUACUAAACCUACAAGACCAAACAUACCAAAUUCUAAAAUUGUUGAAAAUUGAAAUUUUAUUUUAGUCCUUGUAUUUUGUGACCUGUACCUUUCAAAAUAAGCUGAAAUCCUAUACAUAUGAUGUACUCUAUAAAGCAAGACACAUAAAUGAAUUUAUUUUGAAUUACUUUUUCUAAGCUGGACAUAUUAUGCACACGCUAUUUUUGCCAAAACUGUGAAAAAAAUGUUUUCUCUUUUUUGCCAUUUUUAUAUAAUUGAGAGUGUAUCUAUGUAUAUGUGACAUCAAAUUAAAGCCCUGUUUACUUCUAAAAAACAAUGCAUAAUAUGUGUUGGAGCAAUAAACGACAGAGAUGCAAAUUGCGUUUGAAUACAAACAGCAGAAAAAUGCAGAAAUGGCCUUUGUCGUUAAGCAUAAGGCAAGCUUCUGAAGCUCUGUCCUUAAGGGGUUAAAUACUGGUAACAGAUGAUAUACAUAUUCUAUGUUACUCAAGUAAUAACUACACAAGUAUAUACUGAUACAUAUAAUAAUGUAUAUGGUAUUAACUAAGUAAAACUGUUUUUUUUUUUUUUUUCUUUUCCAGGUAACAUCUUUGUAGUCAGUUUGUCUGUUGCUGAUCUGGUAGUUGCAAUCUACCCGUAUCCAGUUAUACUCGUCGCUAUUUUCCAUAAUGGAUGGACACUUGGAAACGUCCAUUGCCAAAUUAGCGGCUUCCUAAUGGGUCUAAGUGUUAUUGGAUCAGUAUUCAACAUUACAGCCAUAGCCAUAAACCGUUACUGCUAUAUCUGCCAUAGCCUCAGAUAUGAUAAGCUUUACAAUCAGAGGAGCACAUUUUGCUACUUGUGCCUAACAUGGAUGUUAACAAUUAUUGCAAUUGUGCCAAACUUUUUUGUUGGAUCAUUACAGUACGACCCUCGGGUUUUUUCAUGUACCUUUGCUCAGACUGUUAGUACCUCGUACACCAUAACAGUGGUUGUUAUACAUUUCAUUGUGCCUCUGGCCGUGGUGACAUUUUGUUACUUGAGGAUAUGGGUUUUGGUUAUCCAAGUGAAGCAACGAGUGAGACAGGAUUCCAAGCAAAAGUUGACUCAGACAGAUCUGCGUAACUUCCUUACCAUGUUUGUGGUUUUUGUCCUUUUUGCCGUUUGCUGGGGACCGUUAAAUUUCAUUGGCCUUGCAGUAGCCAUUAACCCAUUCUACAUGGCACCCAAGAUUCCUAACUGGCUGUUCGUUCUGAGCUACUUCAUGGCUUACUUCAACAGUUGCCUCAAUGCUGUAAUUUAUGGUGUUAUGAACCAAAACUUCCGUAAGGAGUACAAAAGAAUACUGAUGUCUUUGUGGACUCCUAGGCUUCUCUUUGUAGACACUUCAAAAGGUGGAACUGAUGGGAUUAAAAGCAAACCAUCACCAGUUGGAACAAAUAACAAUCAAGCGGACAUGUGUGUGUAAGAUAAGAGAAGCUGCCAUUUUGUAUGCCUUUUUAGUCAUUUUAACUCAUUAAUCAAAGUUAUCUUUCUGGCAUUUAUUUUCUCCGCUACGUGCCUAAAUCACGCACUGUUCUUACAAUUAAUAAAUAAAGAAAACAAUAUAUAAGAAAACAAAACAAAAUGGACACACAUGAAAUAUCAACAUUACUUGAAUUUAAAAUCUGUAUUUCCUUUUGACAAAAAAAAAAUAUUUUUGUAUUAAAUGUUUUUGAAUGUGGACUAUUAUUAUUGAUUAUUAAUAAUCCAACAGGAAUGAAUACGUCAUCUGACAAAACACACAUAGUGGAAACAAAUGAAACUAAACAGGGUAAGGAUUGGUUUGUG
Pelobates cultripes (western spadefoot toad) is the source of this 6745-nucleotide messenger RNA. Lineage: Eukaryota; Metazoa; Chordata; Amphibia; Anura; Pelobatidae. The record is from the annotation of a GenBank genome assembly.